Molecule: messenger RNA, 1202 nt
Organism: Syzygium oleosum
Lineage: Eukaryota; Viridiplantae; Streptophyta; Magnoliopsida; Myrtales; Myrtaceae
Product: wall-associated receptor kinase-like 1
Exons: 2
Coding region: 123-1202 (359 amino acids)
Biological process (GO): cell surface receptor signaling pathway; protein phosphorylation
Cellular component (GO): plasma membrane
Molecular function (GO): protein serine/threonine kinase activity; ATP binding
Source: RefSeq, a predicted model, not a curated record
CUAGUACCAGUGAAGAUGAUAGCCGCGACGACAUCUCAGAUCGAGGUGGAAGCGACGACAUCUCAGAUCGAGGUGGAAGCGACGACAUAUUAGAUAGAAUUGGGUUCAGUCAAUUACUAGCCAUGCGGAGGGUGAGAAACAUAAAUUUCAGACGAAAUCGAGGAGAGAUCUUGGAACAACAGGGAGUUCAAAUCUUUCCGAAGACAAAACUGGGAAAAGCAACCAACAACUAUGAUGAUAGCAAUAAGCUCAAGGAUGACGAUUUCGGUUCCGUCCACAGAGGGAACAUAAAGGGGGACGACGUAGUUGUGGUCAGGAAGCCUAAAGAUGCGCACAAGUCUCAAAAAAAGGGGGAUUUCCAGCGUAAACUUAAAUUUCUCAUGAAAAGAAGCCACAAAAAUGUGGUGAAGCUCAAAGGCAUAUGCUUGGAGACCAGAAUACCAUUGCCGGUUUAUGAAUACAUUCCAAAUGGCACCCUCUUCCAACACAUCCAUCAGGAUGAGUCGACCAUCUUAAAAUCAUGGGAAGACCACUUCAGAAUAGUCGCUGAAGCUACUCUUGCACUCAAUUAUAUGCACUCCAGCAUAAAACCCCCCAUCGUUCAUGGCAAAAUCAAGUCGGUGAACAUGCUUGUGGAUCAAAACUAUUUAGAUGAGAAGUACCCGGCGAAAGUAUCUGAUGUUGGAACUUCGGUACUCAUAUCACCAAAGCAUAGACAUAUCGUAGCCACUCAAAAGCAAGACUCGUUGGACUACAUCGAUCCGGAAUAUUUAAUCACCGGUAUGCUAACAACUCAGAGUGAUGUAUACAGCUUAGGAGUUGUCCCUGUGGAGUUGCUCGUAGGAAACGAACUUUUUGUUACCGAGUCCGGAGAGUCGAUCAAUACUAUCUAUCGUUUCAUCUCUUCCGUGAAGAAUAACACACUCUCCGAUGUCAUAAACUUUGAGGGCUCUGGUGAAGAUGAAAUGGAGAGAAUAAGAAUGGUUGCUGAGAUUGCAGUGAAGUGCUUGGACCAAAGCGGUGCGAACAGGCCAGCAAUGAGCGAUGUGGCUCGGCAACUCGCUGAUAUUAACCCAAGCUCGGCAAUUGAAGAAAACAAUGAAGAGACCGGAGACGUAGUGGAUGCAGAACAACUCUUCCCCCUUGAGACUACAAUUACUGGCGAGGCCAGCCCACAUAUGACGUCGAGAUGUCUUUUCUGA